AUGUUCAGUUAUCAGUAUUUAACAGAGGCGCAUUUAAAAGGAUUUACAAAUUAUAAGUAUAGUGCUGUAGAUACAAGCCCAGUUAGCUAUUAUGUUACGCAACCUUUUUGGAAUUUUACGAUUAAGUUCAUCCCUAAACGGUUAGCACCUAACUUGCUAACAUUUGGCGGAUUUCUCUGCAUGGUCACGUGUGUUUUACUAAUGAUCGUCUUUGACUGGGACUUCACCGCGGCCGGACGUCCUGGUGUCCGUGAAAUUGAAGACUAUAGCAUACCUAAUUGGAUUUUCACCACGUGUGGUAUAUUACUGUUCCUAGCAUAUAAUUUGGAUGGCUUAGAUGGCAAGCAGGCCAGGCGAAUCGGGGUGUCUGGUCCAUUAGGAGAGCUGUUCGACCAUGGCUUGGACUCGUAUAUCGUAUUCUUUAUUCCAUAUUGCUUGAUCUCAGUCUUUGGUAGAGACGAAUGGUCUUUACCUGUAUUCAGAGGUUACUUAAUAUUAUUAAGUGUUAUGCUGAACUUCUACAUCAGCCAUUGGGAGAAAUACAACACAGGCAUCCUAUAUAUGCCGUGGGGAUAUGACCUUAGUAUGUGGGCAUCAACAAUAAUCUUCCUAAUCCCAGGCAUGUACGGCCCCGCCGUAUACAAAAUAUAUGUGAUAGGAAACAUCACUCUGGCUCAAGCCCUAGAAGUGGCUAUACAUUCCACAGGGCUUUUUACAACGCUGCCGGUUGCGAUAUACAAUGUUUACUUAUCAUAUAAAAAUAAAACCGGUAAGAUGUAUCCAUUAAUGGAAGCGCUAAGGCCGAUAUGGCCAAUGCUAAUAAUGACAGUCACUAUGACAGUGUGGGCGUUGAAAUCACCAAAUGAUGUACUAGAAAACAAUCCUCGAGUUUUUCUAUUUAUAUUUGGGACGAUAUUUAGUAAUAUCGCUAGUCGCCUUAUAGUUGCCGAGAUGACUGAUCAAAGCUGCGACACUAUCUGUUGGAUCAAUAUACAAUUAAUAUUAACAGUUACAAUUUCUUUGUAUCUGCCGCAGUCGGAAACAGCUGUUUUAUACAUGUUUCUUAUAUUCACUCUAUUUUCGCAUAUACAUUAUGGCGUUUGUGUGGUGCGACAAAUGUGCAAUCAUUUUGGAAUCAAAUGCUUCACUGUCCCAAAAGAAAAGAGAAAA
Messenger RNA from Brenthis ino (lesser marbled fritillary), 1170 nucleotides. NCBI's taxonomy places the organism in Eukaryota, Metazoa, Arthropoda, Insecta, Lepidoptera, Nymphalidae. The record is from the annotation of a GenBank genome assembly.